GAGUCGUCAGGCAUGAACCCACAAAUGAUGGUGGUUCUCGAAACAACGACUUCCACGCUGUGUGCGUCGAGCUGCCGCGCAUCACUCAUAGAUAUGCCAAUUGGCUUCUUCCUUGGUGUUGGUGGCGCUUUCGCAGGCAAUGAUGCUGGCGAGGCUGGUAGGACAGGGACGCUUACGGUGUAUUCGGGAACCUCCGGGACGCUCUCGGUGGCGUCGGGUCGAGUGUCAUUUACACUGGGGCUAACGGGUCCGUGCCUGACGCUGGACACGGCGUGCUCGUCGUCUCUUGUCGCUACUCAUCUGACAGUGUCGGCUCUUAAGCUGAUGGAGUGUCCCCGGGCUGCAGCAACGGGCAUCGGGAUGCUGACUAAGGCUGUAUCGAUUGCAUUCUCAGCCGCGGGAAUGCUUUCCGCCUUUGGGCGCUGCCACACUUUUGAUCGCCGAGCAGACGGGUAUUGCCGUGGCGAGGGAUGCGGGGCAUUCCUGUUGUUCUCGGCAGGCUCAAAUGUCUAG
Messenger RNA from Aureococcus anophagefferens, 513 nucleotides. RefSeq lists its product as hypothetical. Gene Ontology annotation, biological process: fatty acid biosynthetic process. The record is from RefSeq and is a predicted model, not a curated record. The annotation marks the transcript as partial. Gene Ontology annotation, molecular function: fatty acid synthase activity. Lineage: Eukaryota; Pelagophyceae; Pelagomonadales; Pelagomonadaceae. The transcript has a single exon.